AUGCAUCUCUUCCGCCGAGGGGCAUACUCCCUCUUCAACUCCUCGAACGCCUCCCUCGCCUCUUCCAAGACCGAUGCCACGACCGACGCUGUGGGCGACAAUGCCCUCGCCGCAGAGGGAUUCCAGAAAGUCACAUCCAGCGAUAAGCUGUUUAGAACCGUCGACCCAGCUGUAGACGGGGAAGACUGCUUGCACGACUGUGCUACAUGCACGGUCAAGUACCCCGCGAAAUUCGAUAUCGACCUCCAAGACGAACUAUACGGACAGGUCAAUGGGUGGGCGACGCACCUGCUCGUCGCAACCGGCAAAUCAGAUUGGGUCAGAGAUGUGGCAGAUGAGGAGGGGAGUGUCAUGGAAGCAAUUGAGAAGGGAGGACUAGAACCGAGCAAUGGGAGACUCAAGCUGUCAGCAUCGAACAUGCCUGUCCCAGACGAAUACCACAUGGAAGAAAAAGGGAAACAGCCAACAAACGUCCUCCUCCUGCCCAGCUUCACCGUCGUAGAGCACGUCACGCCGCAACUGGUUCCAGAUUUGAUUGAGAACUUUGUCAACAAAUCCCUGACAACCACAACACCACUCGGUGGCGCAUCGUUGGAACUCUCGCCUCCAUCCUCCCCCGACAACGAACAAAGCGGCCAAGCAGAGCUGCCGCACCCAUCCACAACAUCCAUCACUUCCCUCCACUCCCGCCCCUGCCCACACGCAGCAGUAAUCCUACUCUGCUCCCAGCGCACGCGUGACGCCCGCUGCGGCCAAUCUGCACCACUCCUCAGGAAGGAAUUUGAGCGUCACUUGCGGCCGCUCGGGUUAUACCGCGAUAUGGACGACGAGAGACCUGGCGGUGUGGGUAUCUACUUCAUCAGUCAUGUCGGUGGACAUAAAUACUCUGCCAAUGUGAUUGUGUACCGUCGACGAGACUUCGACUGGUACAAGCGUGGUGCUGUUGAGGGUGUGGAUCGUGAGGAUGAGGGUGCUGCGCAAGGAAUCUGGCUGGCGCGUGUGCGGCCCGAGGAGUGUGAGAAUAUUAUCAAGUAUACUGUUCUCCAGGGUAAGUUGCUUAAGCCUGGAUCACAGUUGCGAGCUGGGUUUGAUCGAGAGCGCGGUGUAACGAGUUGGUAA
Messenger RNA from Penicillium arizonense, 1119 nucleotides. Its product is annotated as sucrase/ferredoxin-like domain-containing protein. NCBI's taxonomy places the organism in Eukaryota, Fungi, Ascomycota, Eurotiomycetes, Eurotiales, Aspergillaceae. The record is from RefSeq and is a predicted model, not a curated record. The transcript is spliced from 2 exons. The coding region runs from base 1 to 1119 and encodes 372 amino acids.